Molecule: messenger RNA, 2198 nt
Organism: Cladophialophora immunda
Lineage: Eukaryota; Fungi; Ascomycota; Eurotiomycetes; Chaetothyriales; Herpotrichiellaceae
Exons: 2
Coding region: 255-1883 (542 amino acids)
Molecular function (GO): heme binding; oxidoreductase activity, acting on paired donors, with incorporation or reduction of molecular oxygen; monooxygenase activity
Source: RefSeq, a predicted model, not a curated record
CCGAACACUGCCCCAACUCCAAAUUGGCAACUCGACGACGUGCCUAUCUGCAUUUCUCCAUAUUCUGUUUAGCCCAAGAACUGGGUGAUCCCUACGAACGAUCCCUCCACCCCACCUCAAAAUACGACCCUCGACCGCAGCAGCAUGCUCAGGAAUAAACAAGUGUAACCCACCGCACUGCGUCUUUGACUGUGUCUUUUAUCAACUUCGGCGCCCUUUCCUCCCCGCACAAGCUUCUGCAUCAAUCUACGAUCAUGAUUGAACACCUCCUGCGGCCUCACGUCUUGGCCGUUGUUUUCGUCGUGGUUGUUGUGCUUCUAUAUUAUCGACGUCGGCCGAAUCCAAGCCUGCCCGAUCUGCCGUGGCUCAACACUAGAGAAGGCGAACUGUUCACCACCUUGCGCGCUAGAUUUCGCUCAACAGUCAACUACAAGGAGUCGAUCCAUCAGGCUUAUGAGCAGUAUUCGAAGAACAACAAAUCAUGUAUUAUUGCCAAAUUAAGCGGCGACGAGAUCGUGCUCCCGGCAUCGUCAAUAACGUGGCUCAUCAAUCAGCCAGAUAGCAUUCUGAGCGUGGACGAACCUCACAAGGACGUCCUGCAGACAGAGUACACGUUCGUUCACCCGGUCGUUGUAGAUCAGCCGUUACACCAUGAGACCAUUAGAAGCGAGCUCACUCGACAAUUGGGCGCCCUCACCAUGGACAUCAUGGACGAACUGGGCGCUGCAUUCGACGAUAUCUGGGGCACCGAUACGACUGAGUGGAAGGAAGUCUGUCCUUUUGAAACCCUCAAGCUCAUCAUUGCUCGAACCAGCAAUCGCGUCUUCGUCGGCCUGCCUUUAUGUCGGAACCAGGCACUCUUGGAGCAUGGGAUUGGUUUUGCCACUGCUGUUCCCAUUGCAUCGACCCUCCUCAAGCUUUUCCCCGCAUUCCUCCGGCCUCUUGCUGCUGUCCCCAUCGCGCGACCGAACCGAUACCACACGAAAUCCUUCGCCCGGCUUGUUCGACCCGAGAUCGAGCGACGCCAGAGACUUCUGGAAGGUCAGAAUGGGGACAUCGAGAAGAAGCUCGGCGAUCCAGAACCCAACGACUUCCUGCAAUGGUCGAUUCAUCGAGCUCGUGAGAGUCCGUACCCUGCCGAGCGUGACCCAGAUAUCAUCGCCGAAAGACUGCUCGCCGUAAACUUUGCCGCUAUCCACACGUCAACAUUUAGCAUCACAAACGCCAUUUUUGAUCUGGUCGCCUCUGACCCAUCCAAGAAAUACUUGGAACAAAUCCGCGAAGAAGCCGGCUCCAUUAUCGCCGCCGACAAGGGUGUGUGGACCAAAGCCGGCCUUGCAAGGAUGUACAAAACAGACUCGACGUUGCGGGAAUCCUCUCGACUGGGCUCAUUCUUGGGCGCCGGGCUGAUGCGUCAAGUCGUGGCACCGGACGGAAUCACCGCCCCCAAUGGAACAUUCUGUCCCUUUGGGAGUUGUGUCGCCGUCCCGACAAAUGGCGUCCACAACGAUCCAGAGCAUUACCCCGAUGCCGCGACAUAUAAUCCCUUCCGCUUCUCCGUGGAGCGAGAAUCAUUGACAGCAGAAUCACCAGAAACUCUAAAUGACAAGCCUAAUACCAGUACCACAGAAGAAUACAUCAGGAAGGCCAAUCUUUCCUUUGUCAGUACUUCCCCAACAUAUCAUCCAUUCGGACACGGAAGGCAUGCCUGUCCCGGAAGAUUUUUUGCAGCGAAUGAGUUGAAGUUGCUAUUGGCGUAUAUGGUGCAGAAUUACGAGUUUGAGCAUUUGAAAGAGAGGCCUGCGAGUAAGUGGAUCGGAACAAGCCUGGUGCCGCCCUUGACUGCCACCGUUAAGGUGAGGCGGCGCAAGCAGAGCGUGUAGGAGCGCGGGGCUGUGAAAUGAAGAGCGGGCGGGAAAACUCGUCAUGAUGUGUUACACUGGACUGUCAUCGGUCUCAAAGCCGGCGAUGCCUCUUCAAUUUGACAAACCUUAGGCUGCAGGGAUAGGUUUAAUGUGUACUGUGGACCAGACACACCGCUGCUCAAGCAUUGGCAUGGGAUGGUGAGUGUGCGAUCUUCGGAUCUUCCCCUGGUGGGAUGCGAUGCCAUUGAUCAUCAGAUAUUCAGACAUUCAGACAGUUCUAUUCCUGUGGUUGUCACCGCGUCGCGUCGUUUGGAGAUUGCAGACGAUUAUGCC